UCUUCUUGCUUUGACAGAUAGCUAGAGAAGAGAGACUCAAAACAGAGGAACUUCUUUGUCGUGGCUCCAGGACUUUACUCUGAGAAGGAUUAUAAGGAUAACAUCAUCAACAUGGAAAAUACAGCUCACCUUGUGGGAAUAGGAGGAAAUGCUAUGUGAAAAUCAGGUGAACUCUGCUCUAUGAAGAUUACAGCAAGAUAAUUCCAGCCAUUGAACAGAUUGACUUAUCUCACAGCGACAUGGGGAACUAUCUCACAGAGUGCAACCUAAAUUUUUACUAGCACGCAAGCUGUGGCGGUCUUAAUGUGACCAAUAGAACGGCGUCUAUAUUCAACCCUUCUGUGACACACAUAAAAUAGUACUGUUAUUGCUGGUCCUGGAGAAGGUAAGAGAUUUGUCCAUACAAAGACCUUUGUUUUCCAGCCAGUCUGAGGUGGAAAAGGAGCAGAUUAGGCACUCACAGUUUGGACGCUUUGCCAAAGCAGCCACUUAGUUUUCUUUUCCUUUCUUUUUAUGCCAGUGUGAGAUUUGAAAAAGAAUGGACAGUUCAAGUAAUAUUUCUGAUGCCCAAAGGACAAAACCCUCUGCUUCUAUAUUAAAUGUAUUUAGCAAUCUACUCACUGGGGAGAGGUCACCUUCAGAUGUGCAGCCUGCUGUAUUGACAUCUUAUAAGGAACUAUCAGAUGGUGGGAGUGUUCUUGGUGAAGGGAGUCAAACUCUUAAAGGGAGUAAGGAUGUGUCUCUUGGGGGAAGUUAUAAGGAUUCAGUUAAAGGAGUCUUAACAUGCUCAGAUCAACAAGAUCGAGUCCUGGUUACAAGAGUGGAAACAUAUAUUGACUCUGACUCUGAAAAUGAGGAUGAGCGAGAAGGGCAUAAAAGUCUGUCAAAAAAGCUGUCCAGAGAGCACAGCCUACAUGAGGAUGGCAAUGAUUUGAUACACCAUAGUGACGGAAAUGAACAAGGAGAUGUGCCUGAGGUGGAAUUCCAUGUGCCAGAGUUUCGCACACAUACAUUUAAAAGUUCCCCUUUAAACUACAACAGGUCCAGUCAAAAAACUGACAUUGGGACUGUCCUAACCGCCACAGUUUCCAGAGAAAACACAACUGAAAUGUUUGACAGAGCAGAAGCCUCAAACACAGAAGAAGGUGAAAGUAAACAUGUAGAGAAAAAAAGAAGAGAGAGCGAUGACUCUGAAGGUAUUGAUUUUUCUCUGCCAGUUCCCUCCAUUAUUAAAGAGAACAAUGCAAAAGCAACAUCUAUUUUGCAGCAGGGGACUGAAGACCAUAAUAACGCACAAAGAUCUGGAACCUGUGAGCAAAAUUUGAAGCCAGAUGCAGAUAAAAAGUCAUGUGCUAAUUUCCAACUAAGUGCCAAACUUGAUGUGGUGGAAGCACACUCUGAUCUGGAUUUGCAGUCAGAUGCCGAUAAAAAGUCAUCUGCCGAUAAAAAGUCAUCUGCUAAUCUCCAUCCAAGGGCCAAAUCUACAUCCCAGCUUUCAACAUCUCCAAAGACACCAGCAUCGGUAUCCUCUUCCCAUUCUAACUCGUCACCCCCUUCCUUUCAAAUGCCAGCCCUCUUCAGUCGUCUGAGGGUGCUAAAGAAAGGAGCAGUGGGGGGCGAGAGGGAAACUGUGUCAGAAAUCAAGCAAAGUGAGAAAGAUGCUGACCUGGCAUUGCUCAGCUUGAAGAAGACCGUGAACAAAACCAAGCUUCUCCCUGAGCAGAAAACAGUCAGUUCUGUCAAAAAACACACAGAGCCAAAGCCUCUCUCAGAAAGCCGGAGAAACAGUCAGAUACUUAACAAGGACAAGCCCGAUGAGGCUAAAAGUGACAUACAGGAAGUGGACCCAGAGCAUGACAAAAAGGAGUCUGAAACUGGAAAUGUUGAAGGACAGAAACCCUCACAUUCAGACAUCAAGAAAACCUCAGACAUGGCUUAUGAAGCCUUCAAGAACAUGCUUGGCCCUAAAUCUAUCAAGAAGGACAAAAUGGAACCUGUGGAUCUGGAAGCUAUAAGAAAGAAGAUUAAGAACGACAAAGAAAGUCUACGAUCUAUUUUUGAGAGAGCGUCCAAAACUUCCAGCAAGGAACUAAAAACUCCCACAGAAGCCAGCACAGAGGCCAUUUCCCCUGCUGAGAGUGAGGACCGGACUCCAGGGCGUCUUCAGGCUGUGUGGCCACCACCCAAAUCCAAAGAUGAUGAAGAAAAGGUGGGACUUAAGUACACUGAGGCAGAACACCAGGCUUCCCUUUUGCAGCUCAAGAGAGAGUGCAAGGAAGACUUGGAGCGAAUGCAUUCAGAUUUUGAGCUUGAGAUCUUCCAACUUCGAGGCGAGCAUGCUGUUUCAAUAUCAGACCUUGAGGGAGUCAUUGCCAAGAUGCAAAAAGAAUCCUACAAUGCAAGUCUGGAGCGAAGGGAGGUCAGAGAUGUGGCUGUGUCCACUGCAGAUGACCCCACGUACAGAAUCUGCCGCACUGUGGGGAUCCAGACAGACAGAGAGACCUUUAUCAGGACUCCCGAAGGUGAGGCUGGCGUUCAAGCGCCCAGCCAGAACAUUCCAAAAAGACUUAACUUGGACUCUAUCGGACUCAGUCUGGGGGUUAAAACAGCCCCGGGGCCUGCUGGGCCACACCAACCUCCGCCUCCCCCUCCCCCACCCCCUCCCCUGCCAGGCCCCUGGGGACCUCCGCCACCCCCACCUCCUCCUAUAUCAGGCAUUAUUGGAGCUCCGCCGCCACCACCCUUUUUCACCGGGGGUGGGCCCCCACCGCCGCCGCCUCCCCCACCUCCUCCCCUUCCUGGUCUACCUGGGGUUGGCCCACCUCCUCCACCCCCUCCGCCAGGCGGCGGCCCCCCGCCUCCUCCUGCCAUGGGGGGGUUCAGUCUCCAUCAUAUGUUGGACAAGGCUCCUCGGAAGCCCACUGUCGAACCAGCCUGUCCCAUGAAGCCUUUGUACUGGACCAGGAUACAAAUAUAUGACGAUAACAACAACACAUUGUGGGGCUGUCUGGAGGAGCCUGACAUCAUCGAUACUAAUGAGUUUGAAGCUCUUUUCUCCAAAGCCACGCUCAAGGCAAUGAAGAAACCUUUGUCAGACACAUAUGAGAAGAAAGUCAAAACAAAAAAGAUAAUCAAGCUGCUGGAUGGGAAACGUUCACAAGCUGUCGGCAUCCUCAUAUCAAGCCUGCAUCUGGAAAUGAAGGACAUUCAGCAAGCUGUUCUUACUGUGGAUAACUCAGUGGUGGAUUUGGAAACCAUUGAGGCUUUAUAUGAAAAUAGGGCUACUCCUGAUGAGCUGGACAAGAUAAAGAUACAUUACGAGACGUCCAAAGAAGAUGAAGUUAAACUGCUGGACAAACCUGAACAGUUUCUCUAUGAACUUGCCCACAUUCCCGACUUUGCAGGCCGAGCCCACUGCAUCAUCUUCCAGUCAGUGUUCCUCGACACCAUCUCCUCCAUUCAUCGCAAGGUGGACAUUAUAUUAAACGUCUGCAAAGAGCUGCUCGAGUGCCACAAUGUGCGGGAUGUAAUGGGUCUUGUUCUGGCCUUGGGGAAUUAUAUGAACGGAGGAAAUAGGACAAGAGGUCAGGCUGAUGGCUUUGCACUGGAGAUCCUUCCCAAACUGAAGGACGUCAAAAGCAGGGACACUCAUAUCAGUCUGGUGGAUUAUGUGGUUUUGAGCUACCUGCGAAAAUUUGAUGCUGAUGCUGGUACAGAUAAGAGUGUGUUCCCUUUGCCGGAAUCCCAAGAAUUCUUCCAGGCUGCACAGGUCAAGUUCGAAGACCUAACAAAGGACAUCAGAACACUAAGGAGAGAUUUGACAGCUUGCCAGAGAGAUGUACAGAGAGUGUGUGCGAACUCUUCAGAGGAACACCUGCAGCCGUUCAAAGACAAGAUGGAGGGAUUUAUCGCAACUGCUCAAACUGAGCAUUCUGCUGAAGAGGAUCGCCUCAACGCUGCACUGAAAAGUUUCAGGGAGAUGGUGAAGUACUUUGGGAUGAAGCCAAAACCAGGAGACAAAGAUGUGGCCCCGAAUUUCGUCUUUAUGCUCUGGUACGAGUUUUGUAAUGACUUCAAGAACGCUUGGAUACGACAAAGCAAGAACAUCUCAAAAGAGAGGUUGAAGGAAGCUCAAGAGAACAUCAAUAAGAUCACAGCCGAAAAGCGAGUGGAAACAAAAAAGAUUAACGCCAACAGUCUGAAAGAGAGAAUGCGGCAGAAGCAAGCCGGCAUGGCGUCCAGCUGAGUGACUUGUUGAGGGGACAUUGUCCCCCCCCCUUCCGCCCUCGCAACAAAAUACAAAAGACUGCAGCCCGACAUGUUGUGGUUCCGCUUGUGCCGCUGUACAAAAAGAAGGCUGGAAGUGUGCACGGCUCCAAUAAGCCAAAGGUGGACCUCAUUCAUCCAGCAUGGCGUGACCUCUUGUGUGCAGCCUGUGAAAGGUCUCAGUGGGUCAGCUGGCAGUUCAACAUCUGUGUCAGCUGACACGUCCAUGAAGUUCUUCCCUAACUCCUCGGAAGCUGAGAGUGUAUCCUGUCCUAAUCUGGGCUGACAAUCUGCUAGUUUGUUUGUGCCAAACACAACCUCCUGUUUCUCACUAUUCAUUUUCUUGUGCAGUCCGUGACAAAUACCUUUUUGUUCGCUCUGGCUUCUAAACACACCUUAACACCCCUGGUCUGCCAGAGAAUAAGAAGGGCGGAGCAGGAUAGGUCAGUGCUGCUAACUCAGCAGGAAUCAGACCCCAUCAUGAAUCUGUUUCAAAGAGUCGGUUGAAAAUUGAAUCUUAUAAAAACCGAAACAAUUUGUCCUCUUAGAAAGGAGGUAAAUCCAACCAUUCCCUUCCAGACACCCACAAAUAUUAACACAAAAACACGUUAUCGGGAAUAGUUCUAGUUUUACACACACACACAACAACACAAAAUCACUCCAGAGUGUGAGAGUGCCAUCCCACAGCAGUGUUCAUGAGGAGGCUAUAUCAGAAUAUAUGACCAAUGAAAUAGAUAAAUUAACAUUUAACCUGACCUUUAUUGAUGAGUGGCAAGAAGGACAACCACAAGCAUCAUCUUUUCUUGAUUGUUUGCCAAACUUACUGUAGCAGUUUGCUGCAUUCAGUGACAGGACGCAGACUCCAAGGAUCUAGUUGACUUUGAUCUGAUCAUUACACAAUGUCGCUGCGGGUCAUUAAAAAGUCCUACAUACAACUUUCAGUUUUUAAAAGCCUUAAAGUGGAAUUUUCAUUAUGAGACAUGACGAUGGAUGUUAUUUUUUUAUAUAUUUUUUUGCAUUCUAAAUAUUAAAUAAAUGCGAUCAAAAGUCCACAUACAAUGGAGCCUAUGUGAGCCGCGCAAUUCCGCCUAGAAAGCCCUUUAAAAAACAUCCAAACACCUCCAUUAGGGUUUCAUAUACAUGAUGUAAGUAUAUAUGUAAUGUAGUAACAGGCACAUUUAUAAUAACAUUUAAUAUUGACGUAUUUUGCUUGUUUUAAGCAUACGCUUAAUUUAAAAAAUGCAUCACGUUUCCGUUUUUUUUUCUUCAUUACUGAUUUCUGUUCACUGCAGACUUCAGGAGAGCCAACAAACAUAAUAAAACAUCACUUACUGUACAAGGUCUGCUGUCAUUAGGAUGCCGACUGCUGCUUCAUAUAUUCCCAUUUAGUUGAAGAAUGUCUCAUAAUCCUAACGUCUUUUUGUGUCUUUCUGGUCAUUUCCGAGCCCUAAAUGGCUAUCAAAGUGUCCCAACUUGUUGGAAUACCUCCUCAGACUUCUUCUGUCCAAGUGAGAUGCAUAAUUUAUGAUCUAGAAUAAACUUCCAGGGAGCAAGGAAGCAGCAGACCACUCGAUGAUGUCAAUAUCGGCACACAAGCUUGUGAUCAUGGCGCCGCUAUAAAUAGUUUGUCUGCGUUAGCGCUUAUAAUAACAAUAUCGAUAAUACAUGGUUAAUAUUCAAAUCACAAAAUUUAUUGUUGCCGCUUUUUAAAUGGUGUGUAAACAAAUAACUGGGAACAACUCAAUAUCGCUUCCAAAAGACGCCUUAGCUACCCAGUCAGGUCCCUGAUGCAAAAACGCUGGAGGGAACAGUUCUUGCACUAAAACAACAAUAAUAUUAAGGAAAUUACAAGAAGACUUUUUGGGGGGGAAGGUCUUAUUCAAGAACUACAAGGCUACAGGUAGGUGUCGUGGUUUUAGAGUUAGAAAGAGAUACAUUAAACAGUGUUGUCAAAUCCACUUAUAAAAAUUUGGGCUUGUUAUGUUUUUUUUCCAAAGUUGCAUGCUAAUAUUGUGAGUCGGGUGGUUGUUCUUGAACAUGUACCAUAUUUUCCGGACUAUGGGGCGCACUGGUGUAUUGACACACCCACUAAAUGUUAGGGGAAAAAAAUGUUUUUUUCUAUAUAUUAGCCGCACUAAUAGAUAGAAGGCGCAGAUAUGCACGUUACGAAAUUAGUUAUUUACACAGAAAUAUUUUGUAAAUGUUUAUUUCCAAAUGGUGUCUGAAACAUGGCAGUAAAACGGCUGAUCAAACAAAACAGAAGUCAUUGUCAUGGACCCACUAGCUGCUGAAGCUAGCUCUCCAAUUAGCUAGACAGACUCAACUCCACGGUGACGUUUUGGUGAAUUUACAGAGGAAUAUGUGAAACUGAAACAAUACAAAAAGAAUGCCAUUGUAAGAUGAUAAUGCUAACACAGACAGUCGUAAAAGUGUUAGCAUAUUAGCUAAUACUAACAAUGCAAGAGCCAUUACAUUACGAUAGCACGUACAAAAUAUGCAUGAAAACACUCCUACAGACAUCACGCAUGGGACGGCUUAGUAAGUAUAAACCGUUUUAGUUAUAUUGCAAAACUUACAAACGUUGCAUUGAGUAAUGAAUGAAGAAUUCAUAGCCGUGGAAAGCGCUAUGGACAGCUAGAAGACUGAAUGGUGCCCUACUUCUUGUUAAAAAAAAAAAGCACUACUGGUAAAUGAGUGUGGACUGAGCAAACUUGUCCAAAAGAUGGCACCGUAGCACAAACAUUAAAACACAGUGCAUUUGCUUUUUUUUUUUUACUUUUUAUCCUGGCCGUCAGUGAAGAAAAAUCCAUAAAUUAGCCGCACCGUGUUAUAUGCUGCAGGGUUCAAAGUGUAGGAAAAAAGUAGCGACUUAUAGUCCGGAAUGUAUGGUAGUUGCUUAUUUGGGCUUCUUUUAAUGUGAGUGUGGUAGUUACUUUUUUUUUUGCUUUCUCCGCCCUCGUUUUCUGGUUAUCACGCCUGCCCACUCCACUCGGCACGCUCCCAAACACACUCAUGCAUGACGCACAUCUCCUCAGAACAACGCUGUUCCUCUCAAAGAGUGGUUUUUAUAUUGUCUACUUUUUAGAAGUCAGCCGAUGAUCACUGGUUUCUCUCAUGGAAACAAUCACUGGCAGCAGUUAGAGUGGAUCAGAAAAUUUCAAAUUUACGCUAAUCAUGCGGAAAUACUCUAUGUUAAUAUGAUUUAAUUUGGCAUGUGUUUUCAAAAUGCCAUAUCCUCAUACAUUAACUAUUAUCGUAAAGUUCAACUUAUUAUAUAAAACAGGCGGGGUUGUCGAGAUAUAGUCUUCAUUUUUCCAUUUAAAGGUCUUAAAAGUCUUUAGAUUUGCGGUUAGGAGCCUACCCAUCCAUCCAUUUUCUACCGCUUGUCCCUUUCGUGGUCGCUGGGGUGCUGGAGCCUAUCUCAGCUGCAUUUGGGCGGAAGGCGGGGUACACCCUGGACAAGUCGCCACCUCAUCACAGAUAGAAAGACAACAUUCACACUCACAUUCACACACUAGGGACCAUUUAGUGUUGACAAUACGAAGGUCCUGGGUUCGAUCCUGCGCUCGGGAUCUUUCUGUGUGGAGUUUGCAUGUUCUCUUCGUGACUGCGUGGGUUCCCUCCGGGUACUCCGGCUUCCUCCCACCUCCAGAGACAUGCACCUGGGGAUAGGUUGAUUGGCCCCUAGCUAAAUGAGAGCACUCUCUCUCUUUUAAACAAGCACCAAGUUAUGCAGUCUCCCCCCCCCCCCCCCCCCCUGUCAAAAGCACUCAAAAGGCAGGUCAGUCUUGUGACAUAAAAACAACAAAAAGAAGCAAAAGGAGAGUUUGUAUUUAUUUUUUAAAUUUCAUGUUUUGCGCUCACUUUUUGCAAAAUGCGUUAUGGCCAAUUAUGCAACUCUGAUGAUUGUAACAUGAGUUUAUUACAUCAUCAACCAACCCACCACCACCACAAGUAGAUUGCAGUCCUGUGGGAAACACAGCAACCCAACAUCCUUCUAAGUGUAGUCGGUUUCUUUCCAUCCUUCACUUCUUUCUACACGCGUGUAAAUAUGAUGUACAGUAGAAGAGGUAAACAUAAUAACUGCUGUCCCUCACAUUGUUUGUCACAUUAUGCUGCACAAUAACAGACGCUUUGCUUCUGAAGAGCCCUGCCAGCCAAAUGCAGUUUGGUAGAUUAUUUUUCUGCUGUAAUGCAUAUUUCAAUUUUUAAUGAUAUCUCAUGGUACAUGUGCAAAAUCUUCACUGUUUGUACCAAAUAGCAGUUACCCGACAAUCAGUGUCACGCUGCGGGACGGCAUGUCCAUCACUGGAAAGAAAAACAAUGUUUAUCCUCAUCGAAGACAAUCCCAUAAUUCCACAGUGUGGGACUGAAGUCCAUCCUCCAAGGCGACAAUGUUUGCCAUCAGAGACUAUACCUCCAGAAUGUGUGAGUGCCAUCCCACAGCAGUGUGUGACCAGCAUGAGGAGUGGAUGUAAAGUGCACAAUGUGUCUUGUUUUCUCCCAUUCCACUGAUGACACUACAACAGCUAAUUAAGAAGGCUGUGACAUUUGAAAGUGUGCUGCUCAUCUUACAAACCCAUCAUUUAAAAGGAAAAUGCAAUGGCAUUGUUAAAAACGCUAAACAAUCUCAAAUGUGUGACGGUACACCUUUAGAGCACUUUUCUGCUUGCAAUAGUUGUGUUGUGUAGCGUACUUAAAGCCCUUUUUGGAGUAACUAUUUGUAUUUGCUCAGCACUAUUGCCCCUUCUUUGUCAUGCAGGGUUGUAAAGUAAGGCAAUAUUUUUGUUGUGUUUCUCAUUCAAGAAGAAAAGUCUAUUUAUGUAGGAAAGCGUGUAUUUUAUGUACAGCAUUAGACAACAAAGGUUUAUAUUUUACUUGCAUGUGGCCUUCAUUCUAUAGUACAGGGUUGUGAAUAUUUAAGCAUUAGAUAGGUAUGAUCCCUCAGACAGAGUGGUGUAAAAAGAUGCAUGACCAAUUAACUUUUUUUACCCUGCAAA
Messenger RNA from Entelurus aequoreus (snake pipefish), 9266 nucleotides. RefSeq names its product formin-like. Gene Ontology annotation, molecular function: microtubule binding. The record is from RefSeq and is a predicted model, not a curated record. Gene Ontology annotation, biological process: actin nucleation. The coding region runs from base 539 to 4246 and encodes 1235 amino acids. Gene Ontology annotation, cellular component: endoplasmic reticulum membrane; nucleus; actin filament. The transcript is spliced from 17 exons. Lineage: Eukaryota; Metazoa; Chordata; Actinopteri; Syngnathiformes; Syngnathidae.